AUCUCCGGAAGGAAACUGGAAAUUACGUGAAAGCCCCAAAAUCUCGCUUUCUUUCUCGUGCGAUCCUCUCUCUCUCUCUCUGUCUCUCUCUCUCCCCCUCCCUCUCUCCCCGUGGAAUCCGAAUUAUUCUUCGGCAUCUCUCUCUGCGGCACGAGUCGUCAAGCAUCGGUUCCUACGGCCGCGGAAGAUUCGAAGUCCGCCAUCGCCAUGGCCACCGCCAUCGGAGCUCAAGGUGGGCAGCUGGUCGGCUAUUUCGAGGAUCUAUCAGUUCAGGAUCUGGAGGAUGAACAGAGUUCCGUGAGGUGUGGUAAGCAUGGAGAGGUGUGUGCUAUAUGCCUGGACAAGAUUGAGCUGGAGGAGACUGCUCUUAUAAAAGGUUGCGAGCACGCAUACUGCGUGACAUGUAUCUUGCGCUGGGCCACGUAUAAAGAGAAGCCAACCUGUCCUCAGUGUAAACAUCCACUCGAGUUCCUCAAUGUUCAUCGUUCACUUGAUGGGAGCCUUCAUGACUACAUGCUUGAGGAGAGUGUGUGCCUGCUUCUUCGAGCCAUGUGGUUCAAUCCCUUGGUCGUGGAGGACUAUGGGAAUAUGUACGAUGAUCUAGAAGACUACAUCCCUUACGAGGAUGAGACGUUUUAUGAUUAUGAUUAUAGUUAUGAGGACGAUGAUGGCAAUCUAGAUGAAGAUGACUACUUCAACGUCUCGCCUGGUCUUCGGAUUGGUAAUCGUAGAUGGGGAGAAAACGGGUAUGUGAGGGCCGGACGCCAAGAAGCCCGACCCAUUUGUCAAUCAAAUUUCUCUGAUUCAGGAUCUUCUAGCUCGUCAUCUUCCAGACAGCCCAAAAAGAAAGAGGCACCUAAAAAGGAAGCGACAGGGCGGAGGGCUAAGAGAGCGCUUAAGCGUGAGGCUGCAGAUAAAGCAGCUGCAGCCAAACGUGAGGUUGCAGGUAAGGCGGCUGCAGCCAAUCGUGAAAUGCAUCUAGCAGUGUCAGGUGGGGAGUGAACCGGUGUGUUUAGUCUGUUUGCUUCUUCAUUUGAAGCCGUAACCUUCUGUACAGUAAUUCCUCUAAAGUAAAAAGUGGUAGGUGGUUGUGUAGUGAUCUUUGUCAUCGAUGAGGUCCUCUGCGGCCAAAAAGAAAAAGAUAAGGUCUUCUGAGGUAGGAAUAAACAGAUGUUCUUCUGCACAUUAUAGUCUAUCGCUCGACAUGAACGCGUCGUGUCACUGGUUAUUUUAAAUGGGUCAAGAUGGGAGAAUUCCAAUUGUUGUUGAUGCCUGUAGUUCAAUGUUUGAUGGGAAUGAUAGCAUUAUGCCAGAUUCAAAUUUGCUGCA
This is a messenger RNA of Punica granatum (pomegranate), 1329 nucleotides long. Lineage: Eukaryota; Viridiplantae; Streptophyta; Magnoliopsida; Myrtales; Lythraceae. The record is from RefSeq and is a predicted model, not a curated record.